UCGUCUUUUAAAGGCACAGGUGUAACUUGGCUGUAAGGCGUCAACUGGGGCCAAUGAUAGUUGUUGAUGGGUAAUUUGGAGCCCUAAUUCGAUUAACUACAGUCUGUAAGGCAAAUGAGAAUCUGUUAUUUGCCUGCAGCCGUAUCGUGGUUUAGCAGGUAUUGUGCAGUCUUCCUUGAAGUAUGUAGAGUCGGAGAAGGAGAGCAAAAGGCAUAUCAAGAUGAUGUUUUUACUUGUAAGGAAAUGGGUUGUCACAAAGACGGGUUCAGUAGUGGUGUUAGGGAAGAACUAAAAUGAGCGUCCAUAAAUAUAAUUUGGUGCUUACUGUUACUGGCAGUAUGAUAUUCAUAAGGAAGAACUGGAAGUUGAACCCAAGUCGUAAUUCUGGAAUUAGACAUGUUGGAGACUGGAUGAGAUUCUUGGGAGCUGUAACUUUGCUCUGCUUUUGUAGCUGUUUGAGUACUGCAUCCCCUGGAUCAGAAGCUAACAUACAGCUUCUAGGAUGCCAGCCAGAACAAAUAAAGACUGGUUAUAGACCUGCAUUACUCCUUCAAACCACUCAUCUUGAGGAAGAAGCAGGUACAUUAUAUAGAUGCCUUUUAGCCUGCUGUAGGAGCAGUAUGUGUGAUGCUGCAUGGUUUAUUCAUGAGAAAUGUGUCCUGCUCCAUUGCCAAACAUCUCUGAGGUGCAGAUCAGUUAAGACCAACCAGACUGCAUCUGUCUUUAUACUUUUAAAUAAACAGAGACUCGGUGGCCAAAUCCUGGAUGUACAAAGUGGUAGAGGAGAGAAAGCACUGCUUCAUCAUCUACAGGGAAAAAGUAGGACUUUGAAUGUCCAAAACGGGACUAGGACCUCUGAUGGUAAGGGCUGGGAUCUUCAGCAAGCAGCUCCAAAGGAAUAUAAAGAUAAAAGCAUCUAUAACAGUGAUGGGAUAACGCCACCUGACAGCAAACAGAAAUGGACAGAAAUCACUGACAUCAGAAAGCCUGGUGGUAGACUGAAUUCUGGUAUCUUAAAAUUUAACAGGUAUAAACAUCAUCAGCUGUAUCGAAGAGCUUUAACGAAACGGGAACCUCCAAAAGGUGUGACGAACAUUUCUAGCUUGGUUAAUGCUACUGAAGACUCUGCUGCAAGACAUCUUCCAAAGGUCUCCUCUCUAGUUGCUGAACUAAACUCUUCAUCACUUGUCACUCUUCCAACUCCAAGAACACACACUUUGUCAUCUGUGCAACAUGCAGAUAAUUCAAAUUACACCGUCAAGAUUUUAAACCACACAAUUAAGGGCAACACGAGCAAGCCAAAACCAUCUCCUUAUCCCGAAGCUGUAGCCGAUAAGCAGGAGAAGAAUGCCAGUCAUCCACCUAUUGCCACCACUGUUCUGAUUCCAGCAGCUAACUUAUCCCUCAGUAAUGUUACUGCUGUGAUACCUGUCAUCAUUCCUACUGUGGAUAUAACCGAUAUCCAGCCAGAUGUAAAGGAGCUGGUCGUAUCUGCUGGGAACAAUGUAGAAAUGACACUACCCAACAAUAAAGUUGAUCUCAAUGCCUUUGUACUGCCUGAAGCACAAGCUGGGACAAGCUACAGUUAUGACUGGAAGCUAAUCACUCAUCCUACAGAUUAUGAAGGAGAGAUGGAAGGAAAACAUUCAAAGACCCUCAAGUUAUCAAAGCUCACUGUUGGCUUGUAUGAGUUUGAAGUGACUGUUGAUGGAGAGAACGCACAUGGUGAAGGAUUUGUGAACGUAACUGUUAACCCAGUACCCCGUGUAAAUCAGCCACCUGUUGCUAUAGUCUCACCUGAAUAUCAGGAGAUUUCUUUACCGACAACAUCUACGGUUAUUGAUGGCAGUCAAAGUAAAGAUGAUGAUAAAAUAGUCAGUUACCACUGGGAAGAAGUGAAAGGCCCUCUAAGAGAUGAGAAGGUGUCUGUUGACACUGCCAUACUGAAACUGACAAAUCUGGUUCCUGGGAAUUAUACAUUCAGUCUGACUGUUGUAGACUCUGAUGGUGACAAAGACUCUGCCACAGCAAGCCUAACUGUGAACAAGGCUGUGGAUUAUCCUCCUGUAGCCAAUGCUGGACCCAACCAGGUCAUCACUCUGCCCCAUAAUUCUAUAACACUGUAUGGAAAUCAAAGUACAGACGAUCACGGGAUUUUAAGCUAUGAGUGGUUACUCAGCCCUAACAGUAAAGGGAAGGUGGUGGAAAUGCAGGGUGUUAGAACAUCGACACUGCAACUUUCUGCAAUGCAAGAAGGGGAUUAUACCUUCCAGCUAACAGUGACAGAUUCCGCUGGUCAGCAGUCAAAUGCAGAAGUCACAGUAAUUGUACAGCCAGAGAAUAACAAGCCUCCUGUGGCAGAUUCAGGCCCUGAUAAAGAACUGACCCUUCCUGUGGACAGUACCAUGUUAGAUGGCAGCAAAAGCAGUGAUGAUCAAAACAUUGUUUCUUAUCUGUGGGAGAAGACUAAGGGUCCUGAUGGUGUUAAAAUUGAAAACGCAAACAGCGCUGUGGCUACAGUAACAGGACUACAGAGUGGUGCUUAUGAAUUCACUCUGACAGUGAAAGAUGAGAGGAACUUACAGAGCCAAAGCACUGUUAGUGUUAUUGUUAAGGAAGAAAUGAACAAACCCCCAGUUGCCAAAAUUGCUGGAAAUGUUGUCAUUACAUUACCUGUCAACACAGCUACACUAGAUGGGUCAAAAUCUUCAGACGAUAAGGGGAUUAUCAGCUAUCACUGGAUUCGGGAUGAAGGAAGUCCAGCAGCUGGAGAUGUACUAAAUGGCUCUGACCAUCAAGCUGUUCUUCUUAUCUCCAAUCUGGUGGAAGGAACAUACACAUUUCUGCUUAAAGUGACUGAUGCCAAUGGUGAAAGCGACAGUGACAGAGCAACGCUUGAAGUAAAAGGAGAUCCUAGAAAAGAAAAUUUGGUGGAGAUCAUAACUGAUGUUAGUGCCAGCAGGAUGACAGAAAGACAGAAAGGGAUGCUGAUCAGACAGAUAGGCGUCCUGCUUGGAGUUCUAGAUUCGGACAUCAUCGUGCAGAAGAUUCAUCCAUACACAGAACAGAGUACGAAGAUUGUAUUCUUUGUGAAAAAUGAACAAGCACAUCAGAUCUUCAAAGGUCAAGAUAUAGCUUCGACCUUGCAAAACAAACUGAGAAAACAAAAAUCAGAUUUUCUCAUCUUUCGAGCACUUCAAGUAGAUACAGUCACAUGCCAGUUGAACUGCUCUGGACAUGGCCAGUGUGAUUCAUUUACAAAACGCUGCAUCUGCGAUCCCUUUUGGAUGGAGAACUUCUUUAGAGUUCAACUCAGUGAUGGAGAGAGUAACUGUGAAUGGAGUGUGUUAUAUGUCACAAUCUCCUCCUUUGUCAUCGUGGUUGCAUUUGGCAUUUUGUCCUGGGCAGUGGUCUGUUGUUGUAAGAGGCGUAAAGGAAAACCUAAAAGGAAAAGCAGAUACAAAAUACUGAAUGCCAUGGAUGAUUUAGAAAGUAUAGAACUGAAACAAAAUGCCAAAGGAGGACUCCGUCAGAAGGCUCCCGUUCAGAACACUAGCCUAAUGCACUCUGAAUCUGAGGCAGACAGUGAUGAAGCAAUUUUUACAUGGCCAGAUCGAGAAAAGGGUAAACUGCUACGCCACCAGAAUGGUUCUAUGUGCAAUGGACAGGCACAGCAAAAAUUGAAAAAAACAAGAGAGGAAGUCUUAUAGCAUAACUUUUCAGCAGCAGACUUGUUUCCCCAAAUAAAGGAUAGGAGUCUGUCCUUCCUCUUCUCUCACCAGGCAGGGGAAUAUGUGCUGAAUCCCAUUUUCAUAUCAAGUAUGUUCUGGAUGUGACUCGUGGGAAUGGCAAGGGAUUUGCUAGACAUCUUCAUUUCCGAGAAGGUGUAAAAGUACUGCUAAAGGGAGAGGCAAUGAGAAUACUUAUACUGUGAAAUUUUAACACUGGAAAAUGGCAGACUUGAUACUAAGACUUGGCUCAUCUGAGCUCUUCCAAUCUUUUUUUUUUUUUGUUAUACCUGUAUAACACCCUCACAGCCUUACUGAUAUGUGGAGUGUUUGCACCUGCUGCUGCACCUGAAUAUUUGGGCUGAAUAUUUGGAUUCAUUUUGUUUACUGCUUGGGAAUGGUUAUCUUUAUUGUCAUUAUGCAUUUUAAAUACAGCAGUCAGAGUGCAGUGCACAAAUUAUUUUGCAGUUAGUAAUGAGUGUUGAUAGUUUGUUGUUUCAAAGACUUCACUUGGAAGCAUUAUCGUUACAGAAGAAGGCUGCUGAGUCUUCUGAAAAAGUUCCUUUUGUUCACUUGUAAACUUUACGCAUUUGAUCAAAAGGAAAUAUUACUGUAUCUCUUUUCUGCUGAGUAAAAAGAAAGACCAAUGUAGAUUGCUGCUAGCUGCAGUACAAAUUACUCUCUGUUCAUCUUUUCUUUCCUUGGUAUGCUCCUUAGUUUGAGCAGCAUUAUACAAUUCUGUUUUGCUAAUUAUUUUGGUGAAAUGAUUACACUGGAAUAUUUUACUGGGAAAACCACUAAGAAGUUGAAAGUAUAUAAGGUCUUUGAUCUGUUCAUUCCAUAUAUUCUAGCUGACUAUCACAGUGGUUGACAAAACUGAGAAGUUCAAAAUACUUUACCCAGAUUGCUUUAUCUAUUUGUUGUGUAGUUACCAUCAUAUUUAUUACUUGACCAGGGAUUAGAGAGCAUACUAAGCACUUGAGCACUCUGAGGCCAUUAACUGGCUUCUGUUACUUGGCUGUAUUGAAAAGACAAAAUAUCUUCGUAAUUAGUGAAGUAGUUUGAAAAAGUUAUGUCACACAGUUUUACAUUUCCAUGGACCUCCUGGCCUCUUUAGACAGACUGACCCAAAAAGUAAGCAAAAGUCGGGCUUUCUGAAAACAGACUUUUGUGGAAAAACUGUCCACCCAUAACCCCUUUUUCCCAUUUUCCAUAUGGUGUCAGGGUGUCACUUCAGCUGUGACAAUCAUCUAAAGCCAAGAUGCACGCUGCCGGGAUGGCUAACCCUGCUGUGGUUAUUCUUCCAUACCACUCACAUGUGCAUGCUCGCACCUAUAGCCAAUUUAGAGUGUCCAACCCCCCUACUGUAUGCCUUUGGAUUAUGGGAGGAAACUAAGCACCCAGAGAAAACCCAUGCAAACAUAGGGAGGACAUGCAGACUCCACAUAGAAGCACCCUAGUUGAGAAUCAAACCAGAGAAUCUUUUGCUGUGAGGCAAAACCAUACCAGAUCAAAAUGAAAUAAAAUAGAUAUACCCUAUUUAUUUGGUUGCGUUUUAUGUUUCUUUACUGCUGGAUAACUUGUACUCAGAGUUCUAGGCCCAAAGCUAGGUUCAUCAGACUACAUUAUUUUUGUGGGAUAGGCUCUUUGAUCCUAGAACUUCAUUAAGUGUAACCAGUGGCCAUAAAGUUUGCCAUGGCCAGGAAAAAACAAGAUGGUGGUAUUCAUGUGGUUGGGUUAGCAGUUUUCCCAGUAAAGUAGGGUAUUUUAUUAACCAAAGAGAAUUCUAGCAGUUAGUGCAGAGGAUUAUGGUUAUGAGCAUUUACUGGGGUGCUUCCUGUAGUCCAGAGUUUGAUUCCCUCAGCCUCUAUUUGUCAUUUAACCAGGCAGUGCUCUGUGGCAGUUGUGACAUUCUGCUAGGUUUAUGAGUGGUCUCCCUGACUGCAUAACUAGUAAUUAUCUAUCAACAUUUUCCUGACCUAUAGAUUUUGUGCCGAGUACUGCAGUAAAAAGAUACAGGUUAUUAUACUUUAACAUGUCUGGUAUAGACACACUGCCAUCACUACUUUAGUCCUGACAUUCUUCUGGGACCCUUAAUUAAUAUUUGGUAUGUCAAGCCCCUAAUUAAACAUGGGAGGGAUAUAAUGUACAUUGUGGCCUAAACAUUUUAGUAGAAUAUUUCAUUAUUUCAGGCAAUCUGCAACCAUUUACUGAGCCUGGUGUUAAAAAAAAAACCCACCUGUGACAUGUCACCUGAUCAAGAAUGGGGGUAUAAUUCUCAUCAGUAAUUUACCUUUGAGCUCCUCAUUUGUUUGACACAAAUACAGUGUAAAGUCCCAAAAGCUUUUCAGUGAGUCAAAUCCUCUUCUGGCUUACCUUCUGCAGAGCUGGGUAAUUCAUUUUUUACCGUUUUCACCACUGUAGAUUUGUCACAUAGCCUUUAUUUUAACCAUUCCCAUUAAGUUGUUGAUUACCAACAUAUCACGUCUUGGAAAUGUCAUUUUUUUUAGAAUGGGUACAGGGGUUUUCUAGGUGAAAAGGUGGGUGGAAAGGUUGUCUGCGAAAGGCCACACCCACAUUUUACUUAGUAUUUGACUACUUUUUACAAUUAAUAACUCCUGUUGUAGUUGAAAGCUGAAACUGCAAAAAAAAAAAAAAGACCUUGCGAUGUGUACUGUAUACUUUGCAUUUACCUUGAAACAUUUCAGACUACUGAUUUGGUUAUUUUUUUUCAGACCUCUAAAGGAAAGAUGUCUAAUUUAUUGUAUUGUUUGUGCUACUACUGUGAAAGAUAAAAUAACAUUUUUUUACUGAA
Protopterus annectens (West African lungfish) is the source of this 6543-nucleotide messenger RNA. Its product is annotated as KIAA0319 like. Gene Ontology annotation, cellular component: cytoplasmic vesicle; plasma membrane. Bases 294 to 3710 code for a protein of 1138 amino acids. Lineage: Eukaryota; Metazoa; Chordata; Ceratodontiformes; Protopteridae. The transcript has 21 exons. The record is from RefSeq and is a predicted model, not a curated record.